Molecule: messenger RNA, 393 nt
Organism: Exophiala viscosa
Lineage: Eukaryota; Fungi; Ascomycota; Eurotiomycetes; Chaetothyriales; Herpotrichiellaceae
Exons: 2
Coding region: 1-393 (130 amino acids)
Source: RefSeq, a predicted model, not a curated record
AUGGUUUGCCAGAUUGACCUAGCGACUCUAUUCGUCGUCUUCCUUCUGUUUAUCUUCGUCUUCCUCUUGUUCAUCUUUAUCUUCCUCCUGUUUAUCUUUGUCUUCUUCCUGUUUAUCUUUGUCUUCCUCCUGUUUAUCUUCGUCUUCCUCUUGUUUAUCUUCAUCUUCCUCCUAUUCAUCUUCGUCUUCCUCCUGUUUAUCUUCGUCUUCCUCCUGUUCAUCUUCGUCUUCCUCCUAUUUAUCUUCAUCUUCCUCCUAUUUCUCUUUAUCUUCCUUCUGUUUAUCUUCAUCUUCCUCCUGUUCAUCUUCGUCCUCUUCGUCUUGGUCAUUUCCAUCUUCCUCUUGCUUAUUAUCGUUCUGAACAACAACGCCGGGACGGUGCUCCGUGUAUAA